Molecule: messenger RNA, 8856 nt
Organism: Oenanthe melanoleuca
Lineage: Eukaryota; Metazoa; Chordata; Aves; Passeriformes; Muscicapidae
Gene: SLC27A6
Product: solute carrier family 27 member 6
Exons: 16
Coding region: 226-2178 (650 amino acids)
Biological process (GO): choline transport; transmembrane transport
Cellular component (GO): plasma membrane
Molecular function (GO): long-chain fatty acid-CoA ligase activity; long-chain fatty acid transmembrane transporter activity; choline transmembrane transporter activity
Source: RefSeq, a predicted model, not a curated record
GCCCCUUCCCCGAGCGGCCGCGGGGGGAGGGGGACGAGGGGGCGCCGCGGCGGCGCUUGUGGUGCAGCCGCGCUCGCUCGACCGGGCCCCGCGGUCCCCGCCGCCUCGCCGGCGCUCCCUCCGUGCCGCCCUCCGUGCGCCCCGCACCGCGCCGCCGCCCGGGGCGGGGGAGUCGCGGGGAGUGGAUGCCUAGCAGGCAGUCCGGGGCAGAGACCUGCGGACGCCAUGGGCUGCUGCAGCUCCGCCGCGCAGAGUUCCAAGCGAGAAUGGAAGCCUCUGGAAGACCACAGCUGCACAGAUGUACCAUGGCUGCUCUUAUUCAUCCUCUUUUGCAUAGGAAUGGGUUUUAUCUGUGGCUUUUCAAUAGCUACAGGAGCAGCUGCAAGACUGCUUUCGGGAUAUGACAGUUAUGGAAAUAUUUGCGGACAGAAAAAUGUCAAGGUGGAGGGAAUAGUCAACAGUGGUCUGGACCUCACACAGAAGAAGUAUGUAUUCUUCUUGGAUCCAUGCAACAUUGAUAUAGUACAUCAGAAGAUUAAGUCUAUUGCCUUGUGUGUAUCAGCUUGCCCAAGGAAAGAACUGAAAAGUCUGGCUGAUAUACAGAAAUUUGCAGAAACUAAUGGAUCCACUCUAUGUAGCUAUGAACUACAGCCAUCAGAAUACACUACAGACCCAAGGGCUGCCAAGUUAUGUCCUAAAUAUCCUGUUCCAGAGAGUGCACCUAUUCCAUUCUUCCAUCGCUGUGCUCCUGUGAACAUUUCCUGCUAUGCCAAGUUUGCAGAGGCCCUGAUCACCUUUGUCAGUGACAGUAGUGUCUUACACAGGCUGAUUAGUGGAGUUAUGACCAGCAAAGAGAUUAUAAUGGGACUUUGCUUGUUAUCACUAGUGUUGUCCAUGAUUUUGAUGGUUAUAAUAAGGUACAUUUCAAGAGUACUUGUCUGGAUUUUAACAAUUCUUGUCAUUCUGGGAUCACUUGGUGGUACAGGUGUCCUGUGGUGGCUCUAUGCUAAACAAAGAAUAUCUGCCGGUGCUCUUGAGACCCAAAUAGCCAAAGACAAUCUUCAGGCUCUCUUGAUCUAUGCCAUUGCAGCUACAGUCUUCACGGUUAUCAUGCUCUUGAUCGUGUUAAUUAUGCGCAAAAGAGUAGCUCUCACCAUUGCCUUGUUCCAUGUGGCUGGCAAGGUCUUCAUUCACCUGCCGCUAUUAGUCUUCCAGCCAUUUUGGACAUUCUUUGUGCUUAUCGUCUUCUGGACAUACUGGAUCACAGUCCUGCUUUUUCUCGGUACUACAGGUAGUCCUGUCCCAAAUGAAGAAGGAUUUGUUGAAUUUCGGAUGGCGGGUCCUUUGAAAUACAUGUGGUGGUACCAUGUAGUGGGACUCAUCUGGAUCAGCGAGUUUAUCCUAGCCUGUCAGCAGAUGACAGUAGCAGGGGCUGUUGUGACAUACUAUUUUACAAGGGAGAAAAGAAACCUGCCAUUUACUCCUAUUCUGGCAUCUGUUAAUCGCCUUGUUUGUUACCACCUAGGAACAGUAGCAAAGGGGUCUUUCAUUAUCACGCUAGUGAAGAUACCACGAAUGAUUCUUAUGUAUAUUCACACACAACUCAAAGGAAAGGAAAACGCUUGUGCUCGCUGUAUGCUUAAAGCCUGCAUUUGCUGCCUUUGGUGUCUAGAAAAGUGCCUGACAUAUUUAAAUCAGAAUGCAUACACAGCCACAGCUAUCAACAGCACCAAUUUCUGCACCUCAGCAAAGGAUGCCUUUGUUAUCCUAGUGGAAAACGCUUUGCGAGUGGCUGCCAUAAACACAGUUGGGGAUUUUAUGCUGUUUCUAGGAAAGGUCCUGAUUGUCUGCAGCACAGGUUUGGCUGGCAUUAUGUUGCUGAAUUACCAACGAGAUUACACCAUCUGGGUGCUGCCACUCAUCAUUGUCUGCCUCUUUGCAUUCCUGGUUGCUCACUGCUUCCUUUCCAUUUAUGAAAUGGUUGUUGAUGUCCUUUUCUUAUGUUUUGCCAUCGAUACAAAAUACAAUGAUGGGAGCCCUGGCAGGGAAUUCUACAUGGAUAAAGUUCUCAUGGAGUUUGUGGAGAAUAGUAGGAAAUCUAUGAAAGAAGCUGGCCGGGGAGGUGGAGCUGAGGGCAGAGAGCUAAAACCAAUGGCCUCUGGAGCAAGUUCAUCUUGAAACUAGCCAGCCAUAUUGGAACCCAUUGACAUUCCAAAACAGUAUAUAUAUACAUAUAUACAUACAUACAUAUAUAUAUAUAUAUACAUACAUACAUAUAUAUAUAUAUAUAUAAAAAUAAACAGCCAAAAUCAGAGAAAAGGAACAGGGAUUUAAAACUUUUUUUAACAAUUAUUUUUGUGAAACAUGUACUCUUUUCAUACGGGUGGCUUUUACAAGCAGCUUUAUCAUUGUUCCAUUUCUUAAAUUAUUUGUUGUGGUCAUGGAAAUGUUGAUUCUUAUCUGCUUGAUAUUUUAAAAUCUGGGAAAGUAUCAUUGUAAAGAUAAUCUGAAAUCAUGACUGGGUUUAGAUACAGAUUUGCCAUGACACUGCUAAUCUGCUGAGAGUUUUACUUGUUUAAUUUCUUUUAAAUUUGCAUUAAAUUCAGGACAGUGACAUGUACAGAAAACCUUAAAAUCAAGAAAAGUCUCAAAUUUAUUUUUUCAAGAGGUGGUUUCAGCAAAAAUUUGUUCAGUUCAAAUGUGUGUGUAAGCAGUUAUUUUACUUUACAGCCCUGGCAGGGCACAGUUUUGUUUACCAGUAUCAGAUAUCACAAUAACCAACUCCUCAGGUAUUUAGGUGUGUGGGAGCCCUUGCAUCUCCUAUUAAACAGAACCUACAAAAUGGGGACAGAUAAUUUUUAUAUGCAAUUAACUUCCUGCUUACCCUACUUUUACCCCUCAUACCCAUUGCCCUCUAUCCUCCCCUUGAGUUCAGUAGCCUCCUUCACACUUCAGCAGUGUUCCUUUGAAGGGUAUGGAUUCUCAAUACGGGCAAGUGAAAUAACAGAUUGUUAAAGCUCAGUCUUAGCCAUACUCAUGAUUAAUUCAUGACUAGAUACAAAGAUGCUGAGGAUGGGAAGAGAAAUGAAUUGUACUGCUGUACAUUAAAAAGUACGGUAUGUUUCAUUUCAUGAGAGAGCUCUGGGAGGUAGAAAGGAUCAUUCCUUGCCUGUUGUUUGAUCCAUAUUUGUACAUACUGUAGUGGAUGGCUAAAGCCAGAAAGGGCAGAGAAACAUUCAUUUGGAAGUGUAGCUGCCAGGAUAAUUAUCUGAAGUUAUUAAAUAAUGACAAGAGAACAUGCUUUUUUAUUAUUAUUAGAUACAUAAAUAUCUUUUCAGUCUGGAAGCUCACCAGAUAUGAAUGCUAAUAUUCAAUUAUUCAGCAUAGUGAAAUGGUAAAUGCUUAACUGUAUUUGCUAAGAAUUAAUGAUCUGUCUAUGCUAUAUAUUCCUUUUGUUAACAUUUUUUUAAAAAAACUAUUUUUGUUAUUGUAAGGUUAAUAUUUCAGAGCAGAAUUUUUAAACUUAUUGCACUAAAUACAAGCUGUCUACAGAUAAUGAUGCCUCAAUGGUUCAAUCACUCCAUUCCAGAAAAUCUUUUAAAAGAGUAAGAGCCUUUCUACACAAGCUUUAUGAUGGAGUAUAGAGGUAUGUCUAGGUAAAGACAUGCACAACUCGUGUAAUCAAGGUUAAGUAAGUAAGCAGUUAACUGUGCUUCCUUUCAGACUAUCAGACUUUUAAAUUGCUGCUGAAGGUUUAAAAAAUUAUGUAGUAUCAUUUACCUAACUAGUGCUCUUACAUUUUUGGCAAUAGUAAAACAUUUCACUUUUGCUUCCAGAAGUCAUUUAAUAACUUUGAUUUGUAACUUUUUUUUUUUUCUGUAAGCCAGUUAAAACAAUUUACACUUCAUAUCUCAGAUCCCAAACUAUUUUAAAGGUACAAAAAUAAAGAAACAUUUAGAAAGGAUAGCUGUUGGGGAGUCAAAGAGAAUUACCCAGUCCUGGAAGCACUUACUCAUUUAAGUGAAUCACAUCUGUAACUCUGCUAGCAUCAGGAGGGCUCUCUAAGUAUGGAAAUUGUAACGUUCACAUCUGUGUAAGUGCUGACCGGACGAGAGCUUCAGCCUAGUGAUUCAAACUGGAGCACAGAUGAGGCUUCUCAGUGCAGUUUAGAGGUCUAUCUAACUUGUCCAGAAGAAGCACUGAGUAACCUUACUUUUGUGGAGACAAGACAUUCCUGCAGUAUCAGUGUCUAAGACAGCAGUGGUACUCAACACUGUUAUUUGUGUAGAUUAGAGGGGUUUAGCACCACAAAUUUAAAAACUGGCUUAUAGUUAGAUGAAUCCUAGAAGCUGGUUUUCAAGGCUAAAAGACUUACCAAGUACCUAGUUGCUUCCAGAAAGUUCAGUUUUCAUCUUGCUUGAAGGUUAUUGGAAGUGCUUAGUGAAAGAAGCCUUGUAUUCUGCUCAUUUUGAUAAAAAAAAUUCUGCCAUGACUGGUUCCACAAGUUUGUGUUCUCCGCUCACUGGGAAGUCCUGAGUGGGAACUGUUCUCUGUAAUUGCAACUAGGACUGCAGUUGGUAACAAAUUUUGUAUUUUUGUAUGACUUGAUUGUGCACCAUUUUUAUAGCAGUUUAUCCUGUCUUAAAAAUAAAUUUGUUUAUUUACAUGAUCUUUAAAAGAUACAGGCAACAGUUUUCUAUGGGUAGUUGUAAUGUUUAAGUGAGAAAUCUAUAUCAUUACAAAGUUCUUAAUAAAAAUGUGUGCACCAUUCUUGAGUGUAUAUCCAGCAUGCAGAGCUUUUCAGUCCUGCCAAAAAGGCAUUCCAUCCAGACACAGGCUUUCCAGUGGCCCUUUAAAGCUUUUGAAUGUCCUCUGAAGUUCAUUUGCAACCAAACUACAAGCUGCCCUCUUCCAGCUUUGUCUUUUGCACAGAGAUAAGCAGAAGACAGAAUUCUGAAAAGACAACUUUUCAGGACAAAUUUAGACUGCUUUCCUCUCCUACUGGGUGUAGUGGAGUAGGAGGACAUUUUGGCAUGCAAACCCGAUACAUAAUUUUUGGCAGUAGGGGUGCUGGGGUCUGCCAGCUGUAAUAUAUUAAAUGCUUUUUUUGACUGUUGGUUAUUAAAGCCAGUGUAUGGUCUGCUUUGUGGGAAGCAGUCUAGACUAAGUAGAGAGUGAUGCUGCGCUGAGAAUAACAAUGCAGGAGGAGCAGACGAGACAGCUAAAACAGAGAAAACAUCUCAGAAAGUCCAUUGAAUUGAGUAGCACUCAAAGACUGGAGAUUUAGGCUGGACAAUUUGGAUUUACAAACAAUCAUUGGGAUUACUGCUUCCCAGAAUUUGAUUUCUGCAUCAUAGCCUCUGUCCAGUUAGGUUUCAAACAGAAAAAAAGCAUGCCAUUUCUUAAAUUGUUAAAUGUUUUUCCACAUUAUGUUUUCUGUUUGGACGUUGAACAGCACCAUAUAAUCUUUACUGCUUUUUCAAAACAAAGAAUGUUUUUGUUGUUACUGUUCUUUUGGGUAUCAUUUCCAUGUUGUUCUCUCAGUGAAAGAGUGGCAAGUGGCAAUGUCAGCUCCCAUUUGUUCCUUGAUCUUACCACAUUCCCUUUUACCUUCCCAAGGCAAUGAUUCAGGAUAUCAUCUGGACUGAAUGAGAGGGAGAGUAGGUGCUAAGGUAAACUUUUGAGGUAGGAUUUUUUUUUUUUGUGUGGUAUUACUCCAUCACUGUGGUUGGAAGUGCAACCAAUCACUUCUAGAGUUUCCCUGCUGCUCCACAGCUAGACUUAACACAUAGGAUGGCCAGCUUAAGUUUGCAUCUUCAGCUUUCCAGUAGCUCCCAGCUGCCAGAACCAGGACAGGCUUCUGAAGGUGGCCUUAGAUCGGCAUAGUAAAUGAAGGACUUUCUGCAGAAAGAAGGGAGAGCUAACACUGGAAAAUGCAGUUAAAUGUGGCAGGUUGACCAUGGCUGUCACAUACACUGCUACUCAGUUGGUUGCUCAGUCCCUGCAGUGGGGUGGGAGAGAGCAGUGAAAGGACAAAAACCUUCAUAUAAGUGCAGUUCAUUAAGCAAAUAAGGGGAUGGGGGAAAAAUCAAAAGCAAUCAUUUACCAGCAGACCAAUGCCCAGCCAAUCUCCAACCAGCAGCAGCUUUGGAACCACACCCACCCCAGUUUGAUUGCUGAGGGUUACAUUGUAUGGUGUGGAAUAUUUUCAGUCUGUUCCGGUCAGCUGUCCUGGCUGUGUACUGUCCAUCCUAUUGCCGAACCCCAAAUGAUUGCUGGGGUCCUAGAGUGGAAAAUAGAGAAGGCCUUGACCCUGUGCAAGCCCUGCUCAGCAACAGGUAAAGCUUUGUGUUAGCAGCACUAUUUUGGUUGCAGAUCUAAAACACAGCACCUUGCAGGUUGCUGAGAAGAAAAUUAACUCCAUCCAGCCUAACCCAGUACAUAGGCCCAUUUACCCAAUAAUGGUCCAAGACUUGCUCCCUGCAUUUCUGUACAGCAUCUUCUCAGGGUGGUUACUUCUUUCUGAAAGGGCUUUUUUUGCAGCAGGCAAUUAGCCUGCUCCACAGUGCUCCUUUUCAUGGAGGGAGCAGGGGAUGUUAGCUCUUACUCUUUCAGCACAUAAUGGGGAUAUAAAGCAAAAAUGAGCCCUUUCUGUAUCAGUGUUCUGGCAAUUGAGCAGCCAGUGUAGGAGACAAUAUACUUAAUGUGCCCUCAGGGCAUGCACUUUAGUGGUUUGCUCUGAGUGGUUAUGAGUAUUCUAUGAAUGUAUGUUAUAGAGUCAGAAUAAAAUGCAUGUAGCAGACAUAUACUUAUCACCAUCUAGUGAGCAUUUAGUUCAGAGUGCGUAUUACAUGCUAUAUUGAAUAUGGCACAUUCAUCUUAAGAAACAGUCUUAAGAUUUGUAAGUAGAUACUUGACAGCAUUCCUGUUUUUUAAAUCAUGGCUUGGCCUGUGCAGAUACCGUUUACUAAAUCUAAAUAUCACUAGCCCAUUGUUUCUUGAACAGCUUGUGUCACAUUAUCAACAUAGAAAUUCUAUUUCAUCUUUGUGAAAAAAACAAAAUAAACAAGAAAACAACCCUUGUGUUUUCCAACACAAAACCCAGCAGGCAUUUUUAAAGCAUUUCUUGCACUCAGCUUUGUUGGGAUGAUGAAAGUUUACUCUAAAUAUUUCAUUUUAAAAUGCUCUUCCAACCAUUUAAUCUUUGCUGUUAUUUUCAUCAUGUAAUAAGAUUAUCGAGACUAGUAAAUCUAUAUUUCUUGUGUUCUGUAGCAAAUACUGUUCUCAAGGUAUUUUUUUCUUUUAUAUUUGAAGAGAUGAGAGAAGAGAUGAAACUCAUCUCUUGUAAUGGGGGUCAUGUAUAAAAGGCAAAAUUUCUGGUCUGUAAUGGAGCUGUGAUGAGUCUUGCAAUCUGAUACAAUCAAGCCAAAGCUCCUCAAAGACCAGGAUUAUGAAAAUAUUUCUAAGGAGAAUUGGUAGCAUGAAUUGAUCUGACAAUACCUAUUUGGAGGCUAAACUAGUUGGUGUUCAUUUGACAGACAUCUGUUAAAAUGAAACUAGCAGAAAACCAGCAAAUGCCCAUCAGAUUCUACUCCCCUGUCUCACUGAGGUCAAAUCAUCAUAUUUUAAUGUGUUGAGCAGAAUUUGGUGUUAGAAGCAUUUAGUACUUUUCUACAGAAACAUGGGGCUCCCAUUAGAGUCCAGGAAUUCAGAGUAAAAGUACCAGCUGACUUUAACAGAACUAGCCUAAUUUUGGUAAUGUUAAAGACAGCUAUGGCCUCUCUAAGUAUGUGAUUUAUAAGUAGAUACCUAACAGCAUUCCUGUUUUAUUCUGGCAGCAUAGGUGGCUACCAUUCCUCAAGUGUACCACCUCUCCUCUCCAGCUUGAGUGGGAAUAGGGGCAGCUUAUUUCAAAAAGGCUUGGUGAAAUUAGGAAGCUGACUAAUUAUGAAACCCAGCAGAAGUUGUGCACUAACUGGAGUUCCUGCUGUAAUCAUGUUUUUUAACUCUCAAAUACCAUGGAUUCUCCAUGUUAGUAUUAGUUGGGUCCCUCCCUACUGCUCAGACUGAAGUGGAAGAGUAUAUCUCAUUUGAAAAACAGCACCACCGACAAUUUCAUAGUGUCUCCUAGGGGAGUGAAAACCAAAAGGUGGCUUUGUUUCUAAUGUAGGCCAGAAAGCAGCUGCCAGAAGUUAGGUGGAGCCAUGGACAGCAGAUAGAAAAUAUUCUGCAGAAUCUUCACAGUAGUUAAGAAAAUUCACAUUCCAAUUCAGACAUCUCACAGCAACAUCUCCUGUGUUCCACUUUAAUUUUACUCUGGAGCUGUUCAGAGAAAAAUGAAAGUGGAAUACCUAUAGAAAAGAAUUAUUUCUGUAUAGUGAGUUGUGUUGCUGAUUACAGAAACUGCCCUAAGGAAAAAGGAAAAUCUUCUGAACAGAUUUUAAAGGCUUGACAGUUCUUGCAUUGUCAUAGUCCAUCAAAGCUUCAUCUGGAAACAAAUAUUUCAUCCUCCUUUACUCAUACUUCUAACAGGGCGAUCAAACCCCUGGACUGGCUUAGUGAUUUAUAUUGAAUCAAGAUCUACUAACAAGUGCUCCUUUUUCCAGUGGAAUGCCACCUCCUUUGAAAAUGGGAAAAGUAAAUGUGACACUGUUCAUUGUUGUCUUGAGAACUUAAACUAUUUUAUACUGCAAGCUGUGAAUGCAGGAAGAGAAAAGAAAUUAACAGUGCUGAUCUAAUCUUAGAUUUUCUGUGUAAACUGACAUUGUGCCAGGAUACUGAUGCAAAACUGUAUUUUAGUCUAAGAAAUGUAUAGAUUUUUUAAUGUAUCAAAAUAAAGUUUUCCUUUUAAGUAAG